This is a messenger RNA of Penicillium canariense, 474 nucleotides long. Its product is annotated as MARVEL domain-containing protein. Gene Ontology annotation, cellular component: membrane. Bases 1 to 474 code for a protein of 157 amino acids. Lineage: Eukaryota; Fungi; Ascomycota; Eurotiomycetes; Eurotiales; Aspergillaceae. The record is from RefSeq and is a predicted model, not a curated record. The transcript has 3 exons.
AUGGCUAUGCCCUGGAUCUACGCCGUGCGCAUCGCGCAGAUUCUCUUCGGCUUGAUUGUGGUCGCUUUGACCGCCUAUGUCAUCAGCACCUUCAACUACUGGUGGAGCUUCUCCAGCACGGUCGACUUCCUCCUCUUCUUGGGCUGCUGGACAACCUUCGUCGCAACACCUUACCUUCUCGCAGCACCGAUCUACUUCCCGCGGCUGGCGCACCGAUUCGUGAUACCCGCCGUGGAGGUGAUUACGAUGAUCUUCUGGUUUGCAGGCUUCAUCGCAAUCGGCGCCGAGCUGCCCUCCCCGGCGUAUUGUACCUGGAGCGCGUGCCGGGCACUGCAGGCCGUGACGGUCUUUGGCUCGUUUGAGUGGGUUCUGUUCGCGGUGACGACCUACUUCGCCAUCAUGGACUUGAUGCACCACCAUCGCAGUGGAGAGAGUGCGCAGAAAACGCAGCAUAAUGCGCAUCUAGGCGUAUAA